Molecule: messenger RNA, 282 nt
Organism: Gongylonema pulchrum
Lineage: Eukaryota; Metazoa; Nematoda; Chromadorea; Rhabditida; Gongylonematidae
Source: the annotation of a GenBank genome assembly
UUGAAAACGGCACAAGCGGAAUUUAAAAUAGGCGCCGGAGAAAGGGAUUUUAUCAACGGUUGCGCAAGCAGUACCCUCCUACCGAUACGACGCUUCCUGGAAGGUGACAUGAAAACAAUUCAGCGCGAGAGGAAAGUUCUGAAUACGAAACGUUUGGAUUUGGAUGCGGCAAAAAGUCGGCUAAGAAAGGCAAAAUCCGUGGAAGCACAGGGAAAUGUAAGCUUACACUGGGCUUAUUCGCAGCAUUAUCGGACUGAUUCUGAAAAUUUUAUUUUUUGCUGA